Messenger RNA from Cynoglossus semilaevis (tongue sole), 2217 nucleotides. It is a transcript of the gene cdk5r1b, whose product is annotated as cyclin dependent kinase 5, regulatory subunit 1b (p35). Gene Ontology annotation, biological process: axon guidance; brain development. The record is from RefSeq and is a predicted model, not a curated record. NCBI's taxonomy places the organism in Eukaryota, Metazoa, Chordata, Actinopteri, Pleuronectiformes, Cynoglossidae. The transcript is spliced from 2 exons. The coding region runs from base 47 to 1000 and encodes 317 amino acids. Gene Ontology annotation, cellular component: growth cone; cytoplasm; protein kinase 5 complex. Gene Ontology annotation, molecular function: cyclin-dependent protein serine/threonine kinase activator activity; protein kinase binding.
CUGCCCCAGUGCGGCUGUCGCCCCUGGACAUCCUCCCCCAGUCACCAUGGGAACCGUCUUGUCUUUGUCACCUAGUUACCGAAAGACGGCUCUGUUUGAAGAUGGACUGGCCACAGUGGGCCACUACACGGCCGUCCAGAACAGCAAGAACGCCAAAGACAAGAACCUGAAGCGUCACUCGCUGAUCAAUGUGUUCCCUUGGAAGCGGAUUGUAGCAGUGUCAGCCAAAAAGAAAGGCUCCAAGAAGGUGCAGCCUAACGCCACCUACCAGAACAAUGUCACCCACCUGAACAAUGAAAACCUGAAGAAGUCGCAGUCCUGCGCUAACCUUUCCACCUUCACCCAGGAUCAGAGCACUCCAGCUCUCACUAAGAGCUCUAACAACACAGCAUCAUCCGUCAAGAAGGCACCUUUGACCACCUCCAAUGUGGCCCCAGGGACCCCAAAGAGAGUGAUCGUCCAGGCCUCCACCAGCGAGCUGCUGCGCUGCCUUGGGCAGUUUAUGUGCCGGCGUUGUUUCCGACUCAAACACCUGUCCCCUACUGACCCGGUGCUGUGGAUGCGCAGUGUGGACCGCUCCCUGCUGCUUCAGGGCUGGCAGGACCAGGGAUUCAUCACCCCCGCCAAUGUGGUCUUCGUCUACAUGCUCUGCCGGGAUGUGAUUUCCUCCGAGACGGCUACCGAGCAUGAGCUGCAGGCCGUGCUGCUCACCUGCCUCUACCUGUCCUACUCCUACAUGGGCAACGAAAUCUCCUAUCCCCUCAAGCCCUUCCUGGUGGAGGGCUCCAAGGAAGACUUCUGGGACCGCUGCCUCGCCAUCAUCAACCUGAUGAGCACAAAGAUGCUCCAGAUCAACUCUGACCCGCACUACUUCACCCAGGUGUUUGCUGACCUGAAGAAUGAGAGCCAGAAGGCAGAGGAGAAGAAACGCCAGCUUAUUGGUCUGGAUCGGAGGGUGAGGGCCAUGACCUGGCUGGCUUUCUUCACACAUCACAGAUGAACAGACAUCCUCCCUCGGCUACAAACCCCCGGCUCUUUUGGACCGCCAACACCCACGUCCCCAACAUCCAUGUGGAUAUGAUGGACUGUGUUUGCCUGCAAUGCAUAUUUGGCUCUUUAAGCAGAAAGGACAGCCGCAUUGGAUCCAUAUUUUUGUGGGUUUCCAUGUGUGGACACUUGUAUUUCCUAAGGGGCCAGCUUGUAUUGUAGAACUUUUGAUAUAAAACCAACAACCCCAGGGCAUUUGACCAGUGUUGUGUGUGUUCAGAAAGACAUACUUUAUUUUCAUCUAGAACAAAAAAGUAAUGGGUGAUUUGCUCCCAGGGAGGCGCACUUACUGCUUUUUCGUUGACUUUUUUUGUCUUUUUUUUUUUUACUUAGAAAUCUAAUGUUUUUUGCACGUGUGCCAUGCAAUUUUACAAAGAUUUCUGUGGGAACAGAAGUGAUUAUUGAUUCUCUUCUUUUUACUCGAUUUCUAAACCAACUGCAUCUGCAUUAGAGAAUGCUGUGAACAAAGUGACACUAGUUUAUUUAGCUCUGCUUGCUAAAAUAGGCUCUUUGUUUAUUACCAAGGAUAGUCAUUUCUGUCGUUUUGUCAAAUUCUGUUGGCUUUUGUGCUCUGAGAAAAUGAAAACAAAAAGAAGAAACGGACAAAAAAAUAGUGCCAUAUCUUUGAUGAAAAUCUGAGAACAUUCUGAGAUGUUGGAGUGGAUUUUUAUCUGCUAUUGUUUCUUUUCUGACACCUAAUUUAUUGCCACUGAUGUAUUUAUAUUACGGCACAUUUAAGGGAAACGAUAAAAGACUUUGAAAAGGGAAUGAAGGGGGCGCCGUUACAGGUGUGCUUGACUCUUGGUGGGAAUGAAGAUUGUUGUGGUUUCAGAGAAUGAAUGUCUUGGGCAUUUAUUAACUUAGUAUCAUUAUAACGUCACUGAUCACAAAUCUGACCAUCGCCAAAGCUGCAUGCAGACAUCAGCGACCUUUAACUCGCAGACACGCCCAGGAACAUCUGCAUCAACCACGGCCUGCAUGAGAAGCUCACACAUAUCAGGCAGAGAAAGCACAGACUUUUCAUCACGGGGAUAAAAAAGUCAACGACAGCCGCUCGCCAUCACUGCAGAACAGCAUAGCUUCCUGUGGACCACAGUCACCGACAGCGUGUAGCUUUGACUCAGUGAAUCCACAUUGAUAAAUGUGCAAUUUUGAAAAAAAAAAAAAAAA